AUGAUUUCAUUAAGAGGAUUCUAUAUUUUACUAAGUAUUCCAAUUAAAUUAUUAUUAGUAUUAAUAAAAUAUCCAUUUUUUGGAGGAUUAAAUGAAAAAUUUAAAAAUGAUUUAAAAAAUUCAUUAAAAUUACAAUUAUUUAGAUCUGCUAUAAGUAUACCAGUAAAAGAUGCAAUAUAUAUUAAUAUAUUAAAUAAUUAUUCAUUAAUUAAUAAAUUAUUAAAAUUCUUGUAUCCAAAUUUAACAAAAUUAAAUAAAUAUGGUACUAGGUAUGAUAAACAAAGUAUUUGGUUAGUUGAAGCUCCAAAUAGAUCCAAAAAAGAUCCAAUUAUAAUUUAUUUACAUGGUGGUGGUUAUUAUAUUGAAACUCAACCAUCUCAAUUAGAAUCUUUAUUAAGUAUUUAUUAUUUAUUAGAUAAAGAAAAUCAAUCAAAUUUAUCAAUUUUACAUUUAGAUUAUAAAUUAGCAAGUAAUGGUCAUAUUUUAACAACUCAAUUAUAUCAAUUAGCUGAAACUUAUAAAAAAUUAACUGAAGAAGAUGGUAAUUCAAAUAUUAUUUUAAUGGGUGAUUCUGCUGGUGGUAAUUUAGCUAUAACUUUUUUACAAUAUUUAAAACAACAAAAACAAAAACAAAAAACAAACAAUUUAAAUAUUAUAUGGCCAAAAUCUUUAAUAUUAAUAAGUCCAUGGUGUAAAAUUCAUCCAGAACCUCAUAAUAAUACUAAAGGUUGGUCAUAUUUUGAAAAUUCAAAAAGAGAUAUGAUUCAAUAUAGGUUUUUUCAAGAAGUUGAUAGACAAAAAGCUAUUAUUGGAGAUUUAAAUCAUAUGGAUUUAUUAGUAUCACCUGGGAAUUUACCUUAUAAAUAUAGUGAUUGGGAUGAUAUACCUACAUUAACCCAAAGAGGUAAUUCAAUAUUUGUUAUAAUGGGAGAACAUGAAGUAUUUAGAGAUGAUAUUUUAGAAUGGUGUCAAUAUGCAGUUAAAUCUCCAUUAAUUAAACAAAAAUUAGAUUCAAAAGGGUUAAUAGAUGUUAAAUUACAUGAAUAUAAAUCAAAUGACCCAAACAAACCAUUAGUUGAAGUAUUUAUUGAACCAUGGGGUGUUCAUGAUUCUGUAUUAUUUUUUGAAGAUGAUAUUAUAAACAAAGUUAAAAAAAAUAAAAAUUUGAAAAUUGGUACAUUAGAUCGUAAAAAAUAUUUUGGAAUUGUUAAAAUUGUUGAAUUUUUAAAUAAAACUUUAUCUUCUUCUAAUAAUGAUAAUUUACAAGAAGAAGAUGGAUCUGUUGUUUUAGUUAAUGGUGAUGAAAAAAUAUAA
This is a messenger RNA of Lodderomyces jiufengensis, 1314 nucleotides long. RefSeq lists its product as uncharacterized. The transcript has a single exon. The coding region runs from base 1 to 1314 and encodes 437 amino acids. The record is from RefSeq and is a predicted model, not a curated record. Lineage: Eukaryota; Fungi; Ascomycota; Pichiomycetes; Serinales; Debaryomycetaceae.